AUGCACUUGCACUACAACAAUAAGGUUGGCACCAUGCAAAAGGACAGCCUACGUUAUGUGAUUGACAGGCCUGCAUAUACUCUGCCGGACUUUGACAAACAGUUUGACAAGAAGAGCCGACAGUUUCCUUUAGGAGACAAAGUGAAGAAAAAGUUCAGAUGCUCUGCAGCCAAACUGAAGGCACUGUUAUUCAGACGCCUGCCGAUACUGAAGUGGCUUCCCAAGUACAAAGUGAAGGAAAAACUGCUUCAUGAUGUCAUCAGUGGGGUCUAUGGUGGGACCAUUCAGGUCACCCAAGGAAUGGCAUCUGCUCUUUUGGGAGAACUUCCACCUGUCAACGGUCUCUAUUCCUCUUUCUUCCCCUUGUUCCCUUAUUUGUUCUUGGGCACUAGUCACCUGAUGGUUUUAGGUACACUAGCCUUGUUUAGCGUGAUGGUCGGCUCGGUGUGUCUUCAGUUGGCCCCAGAGUCUGACUUCAGUUAUUUUAAUACCACUCUGAAUGCUACAAUAGUGGACACAGACAGGAUGUAUGAGGCCCGUAUGAGAAUAUCUGGAACCCUGAUGUGCCUCACAGGAGUCAUUCAGCUCGGCCUCAGUCUUACACAGUUUGGGUUCAUCGCCAUCUAUCUGUCAGACUCCUUAAUCAGGGGCUUCUUGACUGCUGUCGGAAUCAAGAUAUUCAUUGGGAUGUUGAAGUUCAUUUUUGGUCUUAAGGUGCCGCCUUUUAAAGAUCCAGCAGCUGAUGUCUUUACAUUAAUUCAUAUUUUAACAUCCAUUCUUGAGACCAAUGUAGCCUCCCUACUGUUUGCUGUGGUCACUAUUGUUGUGCUGGUUCCAGUGAAGUUGCUGAGUGAACGCUACCGCCAUAAGUUGCCAUUUCCAAUUCCUGUCCACAUCAUUAUUGUGAUCGUGGCCACAGCUAUUUCAGGUUCUCUCAAUCUUCCAGAGAUUUACCAUAUGGAUGUAGUGGGAGAAGUCCCUUUGGGGAUUCAAGCACCUGUGUUGCCACAAGUGAGUAUGUGGAGCGACAUGUUGGGUCCUGCCUUCUCGUUAGCAAUAUUGGGGUACGUCAGUGUCUACACUUCAGGCAGGAUGCUGUCAGCCCUGCAUGGCUAUGAUGUGGAUCCCAACCAGGAAAUGUUGGCUCUUGGCUGCAGCAAUUUCUUUGGGUCCUUCUUCCAGAGCCAAGCAGUUAGUUGUGUCUUGUCUGUCACUUUGGCGAUAGACAGUGGCGGGGGAACAUCACAGAUUGCUAACCUGUCCAUGAUGCUGAUCGUCCUGGUUACUUUGCUUUUCUUGGGAGUCUACCUGAAACCACUACCAAAAUCGGUGUUGGCAGUUAUGAUUGUCGUCACUAUGAAGAAAUUAUUCCUCCAGCUGUCUGACCCCUAUUACCUCUGGAAGAAGAACAAAUUAGACUCUUGUGUGUGGGUUAUAACAUUCCUGGCUACAUUCCUUCUUGGCAUAACAUACGGAAUAGCGAUUGGAGUCGGUUUUUCCAUGUUGGUUGUGGUAUUCAAGACCCAGUUUCGGAAUGGUUCAGCACUGGUUCAGAUCAUGGAUACAGAUAUCUACAGAAACCCCAAGAUGUACAGUCAGGGUGUUCAUGUAACAGGUGUGAAAAUUGUGACCUACUGCUCUCCGCUCUACUUUGCAAAUGCAGAAUUAUUUUUCCAGAAGGUCAUCAAGAAGACUGGAUUGGACCCUGGAAAACUUAUCAUGGCCAGACAAAAACUGUUAAAGAAACAACAGAAAGAGAAAGCAAAAGAAGAGAAGAAACAGGCGGCGGCAAGAAAAAAACAGAAGAAACACACCUCGGUGGGUCAAAUGAACACUCAGACCACAUCUCAGCUUGAGCUGCAGGAAGACGUCAAUAGGACAGAUGACGGUACCAACCAAACAGAUGCGCCCAUCAGCUACAUCAACAUGAGCUACAGUGCCUCUGAGCCAGACGAGCAGACACCCAGUCCCCCAGCAGACACACUGGAAUCCCCACCAGUGCCCUUCCACACCCUCAUCCUGGAUCUGUCAGGGGUCUGCUUCAUAGACCUCAUGGGUAUCAAAGUACUGAUAAAGAUGAACUCACACUACUCAAAGCUUGGCAUUAACCUGUACCUGGCUCACAUUCAAGCUCAGGUCUAUGAGGAUCUGGAGGCCGGAGGGGCCUUUGAUGACGGCAAUAUUGUUCGCAACAACAUCUUUCCCUCUGUGCAUGAUGCCAUUCUCUACGCUCAGCAGCAUUCUGCAGUCUCCCAAAAACCACUGGAGCAAAUAACAGAAACAGAUGAACUUGCUCUUACCAUUAAUGAUGACAACGAUGGAUUGCAGGAAUUGCUUUGAAGAGCAGCUUUUCACUUGAAGAAGAGCUGACGAGGACUCGGUAAAAAAAUACUGCACUAUCAUUUGUUAUGUAUGGAACGUAAUCAUUGUCAGAAUGUAUAUUUUGCAUGUUUGUAUUUUAUUUAUAAUAUGUUUGUCCUUGCGAGCCUCUGCUGUCAAGAGUCAGUGGCUUCAUCAGCGAGGAGCGUUACAGACCUGUUCCAGAGUGGACUCAUCAAUAAGCUGGGGGUGAAUGAGUGGGAACAUAUUUGUGGUGUGAGACCGCUGAACGU
Messenger RNA from Thalassophryne amazonica, 2612 nucleotides. Its product is annotated as solute carrier family 26 member 9-like. Gene Ontology annotation, molecular function: bicarbonate transmembrane transporter activity; sulfate transmembrane transporter activity; oxalate transmembrane transporter activity. Gene Ontology annotation, biological process: transmembrane transport. NCBI's taxonomy places the organism in Eukaryota, Metazoa, Chordata, Actinopteri, Batrachoidiformes, Batrachoididae. Bases 1 to 2340 code for a protein of 779 amino acids. The transcript has 21 exons. Gene Ontology annotation, cellular component: membrane. The record is from RefSeq and is a predicted model, not a curated record.